Bombyx mori (domestic silkworm) is the source of this 1129-nucleotide messenger RNA. RefSeq names its product endocuticle structural glycoprotein ABD-4. Gene Ontology annotation, cellular component: chitin-based extracellular matrix. Lineage: Eukaryota; Metazoa; Arthropoda; Insecta; Lepidoptera; Bombycidae. The transcript has 4 exons. Bases 424 to 795 code for a protein of 123 amino acids. The record is from RefSeq and is a predicted model, not a curated record. Gene Ontology annotation, molecular function: structural constituent of chitin-based larval cuticle.
GGAAGAAUUUCGAUUACCGCGGCCCCGCGCGCACUUGUGGGGAGAUACCGGGGUGGUUUUAGCCGGAGUCCGGCACGCCCCUCCGCCUUUCCCUAGGCGGAGGUAGUCCAUGAGGAUUUCCCCCCGAAAUGUUAAAACUGUUAUUAAUCGUUGGUUCAUUUCUGCAUGGCACCAAUUCAGAUAUAUCAGACGUAACAUAAGAUGGGUCGGAGGUCGCCACUUGUUUAAGCUCUUCUCAAAGUGCAGUCACGUGUAGUACGCUUACACAAGCCGCCGCCAUUACAGUGCGCUGGCAAAACGGCGGGAAAAUAUUUCAUUGGAAUAUAAUAUAUUAAUACAAUUUUUUUUAAUUUUUAAUUCUUGUAUUCAUUUUGUCUGAAUUUUUAAUCUGACUCUGAAUCAGCGUUUUCAAAUUUCUAAGUUAUGAGGCUCAACGCUAUUUUUUUGUUCAUGGCAGUUGCGUCCUUGGGUCAAUGUCAACGGCACAGCCAGAUAAUUCGAGACGACAUUGACGGUCCGAACCCGGAUGGCUCUUACAAAUGGGCAAUCGAAACAGAUGAGGGAAUCUACCACGAGCAGCGAGGGUCGGUGCAAGAAGACACCGGAUUGGCUGUGAAGGGGCAGUAUCAAUACGUCGCUCCCGACGGGCAGGUGAUCAACGUACUGUACAGUGCUGACGAGAAUGGGUUUCAAGCGAGCGGCGCUCACCUGCCGACACCCCCACCAGUCCCGCCGGCCAUACAAAAAAUCAUUGACUACCUCAACAGCCAUCCGACAGAGCCGACUCGGAUAUAAAUAAAAAACGCGCCCCGCCGAAUCCGUGUGCGCGCAUUCGAGAACAUUCCUUCAUUUUUACGCGCUCUUUUCUCCGUCAGAUUAUUUUUCUUUAAUUUUUGGUUCCGACACGGUUUGUGCCAGCGUCAAGUAAUAACAUUUUUAUGAUUCGCCGUUUUAAUUAUUUACAGUUUAUGAAUAAUAAUAAAAACUAAGGAAACUAGUCGUGACAUAACGUAAAUCAUUAAAAACGAAUUAAAUUUACAAAUGAGAUGAUAUGUGAUUAAAUAUAAUCUCAUUAAAAUGGUGGUCAUUUAAUAAAUACUUUUCGGAGGAUUCCAAGAAGCUAAGUCCA